This is a messenger RNA of Camellia sinensis, 1085 nucleotides long. NCBI's taxonomy places the organism in Eukaryota, Viridiplantae, Streptophyta, Magnoliopsida, Ericales, Theaceae. The record is from RefSeq and is a predicted model, not a curated record.
UCUGUGAGUUGAGUGAGAGUUUUAUCACUUUCUCUGUUUUUGUAUUUUGCUCCGUGGACGUGAGCAUUGGGCCGAACCACGUAAAACUUGUGUUCUGUGUGUGUGUGUGAUAUAUAUUAUGGGUGUCUAUGAUCCUAACAAGAGAUGGAAAGGUAUGAUGAUAAGGGUAGUGUUUGUGUAACAGGUGGAACAGGGUAUGUAGCAUCAUGGUUGAUCAAGAAGCUACUUGAACAUGGUUACACAGUUCGAACUACAAUUAGAUCUUCCAACCACCCAGAUAGCAAGAAAGACCUCAGCUACCUCACAAACCUUCCAUGUGCAUCAGAAAAGCUUCAAAUUUUCAAUGCAGAUCUUGAUCUGCCGGAAAGUUUUGAUGAAGCUAUCCAAGGCUGCAUUGGAGUCUUCCAUGUGGCUCAUCCGGUUGAUUACGGGGAGAAAGAGCCUGAAGAAAUCAAGAUCCAAAGAGCAAUCAAUGGGACUCUUGGCAUUUUAAAGGCAUGCCUUGAUUCGAAGACUGUGAAACGAGUCGUAUACACUUCUAGCGCAUCCACCAUUAUGUUUAACGACAAGGGUUUAGAUGUUUUGGAUGAGAAUCAUUUGAGUGAUAUAGACUAUAUUAGGUCCGUAAAGAUUUAUGGAGUUUCAUACAUGAUCUCGAUGACAUUAACUGAAAAGGUUGCUUUAGAGUUUGCUGAAAAACAUGGAUUGGAUCUUGUCACUGUAAUUCCUACCGUUGUCAAUGGACCCUUCAUCUGUCCUCGUGUGCCCAGUUCAGUAAACUUUUCAAUGGCAAUGAUCUUCGGGAAGAAAGAAAAUUGUAAGUAUCUUGGUAAAAUACAAAUGGUGCAUGUAGACGAUGUGGCCAGUGCACAUAUCUUCCUUUUUGAAUAUCCUCAUGCAAAAGGGAGGUAUUUGUGUUCGGCAUUUGACAUAACAAUCGAUAAGAUGUUUGAAUUUUUAUCGGCCAGAUACCCAGAAUAUCCAAUACCAACACUCGAGUGAGCUCUAAUUUUGUUUACUUUUCCCAUAUUUUUUGUCUUGUUAUUUUCAUUUGUCAGAAAAAAAACAUAUCUCAGUCAUCAACC